AUGGCGUCAACGGGUCUCCAGCUGCUGGGCUUGGUGUUGGCUGUGAUGGGGUGGGUGGGCGGGGCGCUGGUGUGCGCGGCUCCUCUGUGGCGCGUGUCCGCCUUCGUGGGCGGCGAGCUGGUGAUCGCACAGGUGUUGUGGGAGGGACUGUGGAUGAACUGCCUGUCUCAGACCACAGGUCAGAUCCAGUGCAAGUCCUACGACUCCACCCUGGCGCUGCCCGCGUCUGCCCAGGCCGCCCGGAGCCUCACUGUUCUCGCCUUACUCCUCUGCCUCCUGGCCCUCAUGCUCGGGGUGGCCGGGGCCAAGUGUACUCACUGCAUGGGGGACGGUAACCACGCCAACAAGGCUCGGCUGGCAAGGAUAGCGGGGCUGCUCUUCGGCGUGGCUGGCUUGGCCUACAUAAUACCCAUCAGUUGGACGGCCCAUGCGAUCAUCAGGGACUUCUACGAUCCGAAUGUCCCGGCGCCUUUAAAGAGAGAGCUGGGGCCGGCCCUGUACCUGGGCUGGGGGGCCAGCCUGCUGCUCAUGGUGGGGGGCUCUCUGCUCUACAUGGGCUCUUCUCCACAAGGAGCAAGAGCGCUGCCUGUUUUCGGCGGAGCAGCGAAGGACAACCCAGUGGCAGGGCCGUCAGGGGAGGCCAAGCAACCGGGGAAAUCAUUUGUAUGAGAUGAUUUUAUUGGACGUGCAAGGUCAACCUGCAAGGUCACCGUCUAUUAGAGGACGUCAGCCUCUAUUGUGUUUACUGUCUUAUAAAGCAGAGAGUUGUGUUUUGUUUAUUUUAGCCAUAAUGUGGAUUCCAUUACACUUUGGCAAAUUAUUAUUAAUGAAUUUACACAAUGAGCUACUCGGCUGAGGGUUUCUACAAUGUAUAGCUUUCAGUCCGAGUGGGAUUCGACAUGAAUUGUGGGAGGUUUUAAAUGUUUAAAAAUUAAUCUGUGUGAUUUACAUUUCUCAAAUUCCAGUCUGCCUCUGCUUGUGUGUGUGUGUGUGUGUUUGUGUGUUUGUGUGGGCGUUCUGUGUACAGAAGGCCAGUGUACAUGGCAUAUCUGUGUAUGCUGGUGUGUUCACUGACAACAUGCAGUCAGAGCGAUGCCUGUUUAUUUAAUUUCAUGAAAGUGUUGUUGAUGAAUGAAUAUUUGGGGAAUUUAGCAAAUUUACUCUUGACAUUUUCUUUUUUCAUUUAUGUCAUUAUUCCUGUUUAUAUUUAUUUUUACUGUGGUUCUGUGUAAUGUUUUUAUACUGCAACCUUUUAUUGAUACCAGUUCAAACUGCCCCUCAAACUGCUUUUUUCUUUUGCCUUCAUUGGAGAAAAGGUUAUUAAUGGUUAUUUAGCAUUAUUAUUUCACAAAGUAGUAGUUUGGUUAAUUUAGUUUCACAAAAAAAUGAUGUGUACACUUUCACAUAGACAGUAGCGAGUCUUACGUCUAGAGAUGUAAAUGUUAUGUUUCAUCCAGCGUUUACUGCAGUUGGCUAAAUAACACAAUACAUUAUUAUUCAGGAGAUGCACGUGUGAUAUUUCAUUUUCCACCUUUAGAUUUUUGUUUGGAAAUGUGUGUGAUUAAUAACCACUUAUGUAUAAUAAAUAUGUGUGUGCAUUCCCCUACAACUUUUUUCAAAUUGUAAAGCCCUGUCAUGUUUUAAAGGGAUUUGAAACACA
Messenger RNA from Pseudoliparis swirei, 1660 nucleotides. Its product is annotated as claudin-4-like. Lineage: Eukaryota; Metazoa; Chordata; Actinopteri; Perciformes; Liparidae. The coding region runs from base 1 to 669 and encodes 222 amino acids. Gene Ontology annotation, biological process: bicellular tight junction assembly; cell adhesion. The transcript has a single exon. Gene Ontology annotation, cellular component: bicellular tight junction; plasma membrane. Gene Ontology annotation, molecular function: structural molecule activity. The record is from RefSeq and is a predicted model, not a curated record.